UCAGACUCGGUGAUAAAAUAUUUAAGGGCGAAAAAGAUGAGUCUGGAGUCCUUGUUUCAGCACAUCAUCUUCUCCGAGCGCCGGGCGGAGGAGAGUCGCCGUCUGAUGCGAGAAGUAAGGUCGGAAAUAAACGGAUGUCGUGAAAAAAUUAAGAAAGCAACAGAGAAGCUGAAUGAAGAGAAAAUCAAGUUGGAAUCUAAGGUUCAGCAGUUUUCUGAAAAAGCCUUCCUCUUACAGCUUUUGAAAACUCAUGAAAGUGCCUUAGAAAGACAGUGCAGUGAAAUUACAAACCAAAGGAAUAUGCUUCUCCAAACCUUUGAGGCUACAAAGAGAAAAGUGACGGAGGAGGAGGAAAAAUUUAUUAAGGAAAUUACAGACUUCAAUAAUGAGUAUGAAAUAAUAAAGAAACGAGAGCAUUUGAUGAAAGAAAAUGUCAAGAUUGAAAUAUCUGACUUAGAAAACCAGGCAAAUAUUCUGAACAGGGAAAUGAAGUCAAUGGAACAUGAUAGUGGCCAGUUAAAUGAACUUCAAAAACAGAAGAGUGAAUUAAUACAGGAAUUAUGUACUUUGCAGAGAAAGCUUAAAGGAUUUGAAGAUAAAAAAAAAUGAAGCCAUUUGUACUACCAAACACCUAGAGGCAGAAAAAAUAAAAAUCAAUGAAAAGCCUCAAAAUGAUGCUGAAUGCUUAAGACUUAAAAAAGAGUUAGAACUUCAUAAGGAAGAUGACAUGCGAAGUGUUUAUGAUGCUCUCCAAACAGAAAUAGAAUUUUUGGAGUUGACAUUGGCACAGAAAGAUCUUCGGGAAACAAAUAACUUGUAGAGAAUUGAUCAUCUAUCCAGGAUUUGAUCAGAGCAUCUUAGUAUCAAAUCUUUGUGAUAGAUACGUGAAUGAUACCCGUUACAACAGAUUCUUGUGGAAAAUGUGAGGUCCAAAAUGUUCAAAGUUGUUGAUAUCUAGAAUUGGUAUAUUAGCAUUAAAAAAUAAUUUUUUGGUCUUGUUACCUGCUGAAA
Vicugna pacos (alpaca) is the source of this 1011-nucleotide messenger RNA. It is a transcript of the gene CCDC172, whose product is annotated as coiled-coil domain containing 172. Lineage: Eukaryota; Metazoa; Chordata; Mammalia; Artiodactyla; Camelidae. Gene Ontology annotation, cellular component: cytoplasm. The record is from RefSeq and is a predicted model, not a curated record.